AAAUGGAAAACAUUAAAAUCCAAUAAAAGGAGGACACGGAAAGAGAAACUGGCAAAAGGGGUAAGAGUGUUAAAUAAAACAAUGCAGGGCUAUGUAUUUUCCAUAGAUUCAUUUACAACUCAGAUUCACACUCAGUCCAUAAACAGACUCAAUUUUCGUGUUUUUGUUUCUCACUCGAAUUCCGACAAUGAUGACGCUGUUAUAACAUUGCUGCUGUGUCUCUGCAUUUUUUUCCCUUUGUUUUUUCAAUCUUGCAGUUUUUUGGCCCUGGUCAUUAAGGGUGAACAAGGGAUGAGUAGAAAAACCUCGGAAACUCCAAAAGAUGUUCCUGCCGUCAAAUUUCCAUCUCUCAGUGAUGGCUAUUUUGAAAUCGCAGCAAUUUGUAAUAAGAGGGUCCACAAGGGUAAGGUGGAGUAUUUGGUCAAAUGGUCCGGAUGGGAUGAGACAGCAAACACUUGGGAGCCUCAAGAAAAUUUAGUCUGUGUUGCUAAUGUGGAAGCUUUUGAGAGGAGCUUGAGAUCAACAAAGUAUAGGAAGCGCAGACGCAGGCAUGGUGAUGGCAGCAGUCUUGGAAGAGGCAAACAUGCUAAUGAUGAUAGGUCUGCAAAUGUUUCAGAAGACAACAGGUCUGUGAAUGUUUCAAAGGAGGAUUCUGAUGAUGAAUUGUAUGCGAAUGAUUCAGAAGAGGAAUCUGAAGAGGAAAGUGAUGAAGAGAGGUCUGCAAAUGUUUCAGAAGAGGAUACACUAUAAGGUGAUAGGAGGGCUGGAGGUGGGCAGGGCUGGUAGCAGUGAACCUGCGGAAUGUUAUGGUGAUGGCUAUUACUUAAGUUCGAUUUGGGUCUUAAGUGACUAAUUAUGACUUGUAUUGGAUGUCAUGGUUCUGAAACUUCAGAUUUAAGUUUGUUUAAUAAUGUUAAUAUUUAUUAGUUAUUUUU
This is a messenger RNA of Lathyrus oleraceus (garden pea), 935 nucleotides long. RefSeq names its product chromo domain-containing protein LHP1. Gene Ontology annotation, biological process: heterochromatin formation. NCBI's taxonomy places the organism in Eukaryota, Viridiplantae, Streptophyta, Magnoliopsida, Fabales, Fabaceae. The transcript is spliced from 4 exons. The record is from RefSeq and is a predicted model, not a curated record. The coding region runs from base 82 to 750 and encodes 222 amino acids.